Molecule: messenger RNA, 480 nt
Organism: Spizellomyces punctatus DAOM BR117
Lineage: Eukaryota; Fungi; Chytridiomycota; Chytridiomycetes; Spizellomycetales; Spizellomycetaceae
Exons: 1
Coding region: 1-480 (159 amino acids)
Source: RefSeq, a predicted model, not a curated record
AUGAAGAAAUGCUAUGGCGAUGAUUGUGAAGAAUUAACAUGGCGGGUACGUGUUGGGUAUCGCGGGGGCAACCUAGACAGGUUGCACAUGUUGGCGAACUUGUGGAAGAUGAAGCGGAGCGAUCACCGCAAGCUCCGCGAAGACUUUGGACAACGUCUAUACGAAUUGUCCAUGAUGUACAUGGACGAUCUACGGGAUGUCUAUUAUGCGCACUACCCGCGCUACGCUGGCUUCCGCUUUGGAGGGUUAGGAAUCUGGAAGCGUGAAGUGUACUACCCGACUUUAGAAGGCCAAGAAGUUACGGUCGCCACUACAGGAGUGGUGCGACUCUUUUGGAUCGACCCAACAGCACCGGGCAAUGGAAAUGUCAUGAUCACGCUGACAAAUGUUCCUCGUUCGCUGGCAAACAAAGUUCCUGGAGACCGGAUACGAAGAGGGCAACGAAGGGGCCGGGGCCGAGGUGUAUGGGCGGGAAUGUAG